This is a messenger RNA of Paramecium tetraurelia, 1303 nucleotides long. RefSeq lists its product as uncharacterized. The record is from RefSeq and is a predicted model, not a curated record. Lineage: Eukaryota; Ciliophora; Oligohymenophorea; Peniculida; Parameciidae. The transcript has 6 exons.
UAUUAAUUUGGUAGGAAACCUUAAAAUACAUAUUCUGAUCAAAUUAUUUGCCAUGUUUUGCAUUCCUAGCUUAUUAUUGAUGUAUAUAGUCUUUCUACCAAUAACAUUACCUAUUUCUAUUGUGUUAUGUUGGAAUUAUAAAUUUCAAGUAUUGUGAUUCACAUUGUAGAUCAAAUAACAUUUAAAAAAGUAAUAUUAAUCUGCAUGCACCUUUAUGUUCAAUACCUUCAAUUCCUCACUUUUAUUUGCAUGUCAAUAUAUGCUUAAUGAACCACUGUUUGGAUUAUUACGAAUGAUCAAGGAAUCUCGAUUGAUUUUACCUCCUGUUAUUAAAAUGAAGAGAUUAAUAGAAGUUAACUUGAACUAUCUACUGAAUUUGAGAUUGAUAUAGAUCUUGAUUUAAUUUCUCGCUCCAUUUUUUUAAUAUGUCAUAAGUAUCAUAAAAACAAACAGAAUCUGGAAAGAUUUAGUUUAAAUUUAUGCAAAUUACAUUGUUCCUUUUUAUAUAUGGAUCAGAAUUGAUGGCUUUGUUCGAAAUAUUAAUGAUAAAUUAGUAACAAUUCCAAUUUAUGAUCAGAUAGUUAUUAUGUUUUAAAAUUCCAUCCUGAAUGAGACAACGAAAUUAAAAAUAGAUUAGGAAUUGGAUAAAUUUAAAACGUAGUUACCUUAAUAUGCUAUAACUUAAUUUUGGAAAAACAAAACUUUAAAAGAUUAAGUAAUUUUAGAAAUCGAAUGUGGCUAUGCUACUGGUCUAUCUUACAUUGCAGAAACUUACGGUCCUCAAAGAUGCUUAGGAAUUGAUUCAUCAUAAAGUUAAAUAUUAAACAAUCAAAAGGUCUUUAAUCAUUAGAUUAAUUUAAAAUUUGAGAACAUUUCUCCAAAUGAAAUCAAAUCACUGUAUCUACCAAGUCAAGUUGAUAUGAUUAUUGGAAUUGAACUUAAUAACAAACCUGCUUUUAAAAAUAUCAAUAUGAAAAGUUAUUUGGAAUCAGCUAUAAAUUUAUUAAAGGAAGAAGGGUAUUUAAUUAUCUCUAAUUUUGACACUAAAUAAAAUCUUUCACAAUUAGAAGAGUAUCUUAACAUUGAAGGAUUAAGCAUGAUCGAAAAAUAGGAUUUCACAGUUGGAUUGGCCUAAGCGAUGCAACUGCAAAUAGCACAUAUUAAAUAACAUUAGUAAAUUUAAGGGAAUUGGAUUUCUACAUUUAUUGGGAAGAGAAUAUAACCUUAUGAAUAAAGGUUAUAAUUAUUAAAAGAUAGGCAACACAUUUAUAUGGUUUAUAUAAUGAGAAAGAGUAAUUUUUGA